Molecule: messenger RNA, 2618 nt
Organism: Stegastes partitus (bicolor damselfish)
Lineage: Eukaryota; Metazoa; Chordata; Actinopteri; Pomacentridae
Gene: arfrp1
Product: ADP-ribosylation factor related protein 1
Exons: 7
Coding region: 261-836 (191 amino acids)
Biological process (GO): intracellular protein transport; Golgi to plasma membrane protein transport; protein localization to Golgi apparatus
Cellular component (GO): Golgi apparatus
Molecular function (GO): GTP binding; GTPase activity
Source: RefSeq, a predicted model, not a curated record
CGCUUCCGGGUCAGAUUACACGUAGCGUCACUGCUGUGUUUAGAUCCGCAGGUAGUUUUGAACGACGUCUUUUACACACUUAUUUAAUGUGUGUACGAUUGUUGGUCCAUGUGUUACCGUGUUUGUGUGCUCCGACUAGAAUGAAGCCGCAGCGGCGCCUAACGCUGUCUUUGUUGUCAUGUAUAGGCUAAGCUAAGUCACCGUGCUAACGUUGGUAUGCGUAGUUAGCAGCUAUUUGUCUUGUUUACCACUUUUACAAGAUGUAUACUUUGUUGUCUGGAUUAUAUAAGUACAUGUUCCAGAAGGAUGAAUACUGCGUUCUGAUCCUGGGACUGGAUAAUGCCGGGAAAACGACCUUCCUGGAACAGACCAAAACAAAGUUCAGUAAGAACUACAAGGGAAUGAAUUUGUCGAAGAUCACAACUACAGUUGGCCUGAACACACUACAGGCAGUGACUGGCUGCUACAUUUACUCCUGCUGGCUAACCCUGACUUACUAUGCUGAGUCCCACGGAGUGAUCUAUGUGAUAGAUUCAACUGAUGAAGCACGCUUGUCAGAAUCAAAGGAGGCCUUUGAGAAAAUGAUCAGCAGCGAGGCUUUAGAAGGCGUUCCACUCCUGGUGCUGGCCAACAAGCAAGAUGUACCGAACUGUUUGUCAGUGCCGGACAUAAAAACAGCCUUCAGCGACUGUGCCCCGAAGAUCGGCAAGAGGGAUUGCUUAGUCCAGCCCUGUACUGCCCUCACAGGGGAUGGAGUGAACGAAGGCAUCGAGUGGAUGGUGAAGUGUGUGGUCAGGAACAUUCACCGGCCACCCAGACAGAAGGACAUCACAUAAGACAUCGUCAUCAUCAUCUCUUGGUUAUGAUUUUGGACUGUAAGUUUCUACUCAAGGACAUUCCAUGUAAACCCUGGAGCUGAUAACUCUCCUCUCUCCUCGUGUUUCCUGUGACUUUGAACAGUUUGGACUUCUACUUGUAGGAGUUCAUCAUAGAGUGCAACAGUGUUUUCAUCACCAAGCAUAACUUCAGAUGUGCUCUGAACAAUGUCUGCCUCUUCGCACUUGUUACAUGUUUUGAUUUCUUCGGCCUCCUGUGAGCAGCUUCCUCGGACGAAGCUACUGGCUGGGAUCAGAGCUGCAACACCUGUAUGGACCUUCACUGACACCGUACUUCUCAUAAAAUAUACUAAGCGGUUUAAUGAGGUGGUUAUCUGCUUUUUUUCCCCCCACACUAUCUAGUUCACUAAGCAGUGUUUAGUUCGCAUGUUUAUGGUUGAGUUGAAAUUGAAAUUCUCCUCUUGUAUCAAUUAAUAACAAUACCGCAUCAGUCGUGUGCAGGUUUCCAUUCUUCAAACGCAAACAGAACCUUUUUGAGUGUAUUUGUGGAAACAGUGUUUCCACUUUUGGUGUUGAGUUUGUCGGUCAAAAUUUUUUUCACUCAUCAGCUGUCAAUCAUUUCAUCUGUCUGUUCCUGUACAACAUUCAACAUUUGGGAAGACCUGUUGUGCCGUUUGUAUUCCUCUAAACAAGUAGACAUUAGUUAUAAGUAGUCCUGUGACUUCAGCACUGUUUAUGUUACUCUGUGAAGUCAAUCAGGACGCAGUGUAGCACGUAACAUGUUCACAAAUGUGAACAACACGACUGGAGCCUGUCUAGCAGUUAGAACAGAGGUGAAGCAACAGACUAGUAGUGGGUUUGACACACAGAUUAGAGCACCAGCAUUAGCCAGGCACCAAAAAUAUCUACAUACACAUGAAAGGCUCCAAAGUUGUAAUUUGAAGUGUUCGAGUAGAGUCGUCUGUGAGCUGCAGCAAGUCAGGGAGGCUUGUGUGGAGAGAGAUCUGAACAUUCUAGACAAGGCCACAGUGUACAGUUACAGCUAAACCAUUCUAAGGCAGGAAGGGAUUUUUUUAAUGGAAAAAACUUGAGCGUAGCUGUGAUACAUGGAGUGUGUUUCAUCAACAUCUGUAGAGGGACUCUCCACAGGUUUCAGCUGCAUCCUCCUCUGAAUUACUUUGCUUGUCAACAUGUUUCAAGCUCUUUCAAUUUCUUUUGCAUGUGAUAUGCAUAACUACGAUAACAUGAAUACACGAUGGACAGAUGAGUACAAAUAAAUUAAUCUGAUGAGCUCUUCUGUUUUAGUUGUAUGGGUCAAGUCUUAAUAUUGUGAGCUGAAAGUCAUUUGGUCCAACUUUUGGCGGAAAACGAGAACAACUACUUUAUUUACAGAGCUGUAUAUGAUGUGUGUUUUUGCAUUACUUUGCUCAGUGAGGCUCCAGACAGCGAGUUACAGGAGCCCAGACAGAUGUGAGUGGUCUUCUGUUUAUCUGUAAAAUAUCCACCGUCAGAUUUAUCAUUGAUUUUGUUUGACUUACUUUGGAAAUGUCAACAUGCAUAAUUUGCAGACACACUACAGGUGGUUGGGUAAAUGGAUAUGAAAUCUAUAAAACCCAAACACACAAAGUGCUGAGUCAACACAAACCCUGCUGACCACUGCUGAAUCAGCAGUUUGACUUGGGAUGUAUGAAGUACUUAAAAAAACCUGAAGGUGACGUCUUCAGUCAGUCACAUGUGCUGUGUGGUAGGUUAUUAUAAUAAAAUUUGAAUUUCAACAAACCA